AUGGACACCUUCAAGAAAGUAACGGGUAAUAAGGGAUUUGAUGACGCAACGCUUUGCCACCUAUUCAGCGAAACGCUGGAUGGCGAGGCAAUGAGUUGGCUUUUCGAAUGCCCACCAGGUUCCAUGGACUUAUUCUCAGCUCUAUCAAAUGCAUUUCUGUCAAGAUUCAUCCUCAUGACAGACGGAUACCACAACUCCAGCCAGCUAUUCAGCGUCAGUCAAGGUGUUGAUGAGUCGUUAAAGUCAUUCGUCACAAGGUGGAGGACCGCCACAUCAAGAUGCCAGGAUCUUGACAAAACAAUGGUGCUGGCGACCUUCAAGCAAAGACUCCACAUGUGCAAAGAUCAAAUACCACCACCACCCCCAAGAAAAUUCACCAGAGUAGGAAAACCUAGAAACAUCGGCAAGUGGUGCAAACACCAUAAGGAUAGCGGUCACAACACCAACGACUGCAACGCCCUCAAGACAGCAAUUGAGUCGUUAUCCCGUGACGGAAGGUUGGAGCAGUACAAAGUACGACAACCACCUUCGGUUGUCGCCAACGUCGAACCAGUGGGGCGGAUCAACACAAUUGAGGGUAGUGCUUUUAUAGGCAGCCUAUCACACAGAGCCAGAAAGCGUUAUGAGCGCGCUAACCACCCAAAAGAGGUAUUCAAUAUCCGUUAUGACCAGUCAGCCAAAAUGGCCAAAACAGGUUGGGGACCAAUCACUUUUUCCGAGGAGGAGGAGCGAGGUAUUCAUUCACCUCAUGAUGACCCAUUUCUGAUAGAUGCCGUCCUCGACAGAUCGUCUGUAGGAAGGGUAUUGGUGGAUAGCGGGUCCGUUGUCAACGUCAUAUUUAAUGGUUGUUACAAACAACUACAAUGCAACAACAAACUUCUGCAAGACCACGAGCCGCUACUCAGUUUCUCUGGCGACGUAACCCAACCUUCAGGGUCAGAUUAUAUGCCUUUAUCGGUCGGACAAUUCCCUACACAGCAGAAAUACAUACUGAAUUCAUUGUAG
This is a messenger RNA of Rosa chinensis, 1005 nucleotides long. RefSeq lists its product as uncharacterized. Bases 1 to 1005 code for a protein of 334 amino acids. The record is from RefSeq and is a predicted model, not a curated record. Lineage: Eukaryota; Viridiplantae; Streptophyta; Magnoliopsida; Rosales; Rosaceae. The transcript has 2 exons.